UAUGUUGUGGUGUGUGAGUACACAGUGUGCAGUAAAUGGAGUACAGAGUUUCCUCUAUCCUGUGUAGAGUCUGAACAUCUCAAGUGGCCUUGCUUUCUCAUAUUGUAAUAAAAGAAGGCCUUCAUUCAUCACUGCUUGAAUCUGGGAACAUGCUGGGUCUACUUGAUAACAGGUUUUACCGUCAGGAGGUCGCACUUGGAAAAACUGGAAUUUGCGGAGAUUAAUUCUUGCUGCAAUGGGCAGGGAGGGCCUAUUCGCAGUCCUGUACGCUGCCUCGGCAGUCUUGUCCGUCGUGACGGUCGCUGCAUCCACCACCGUGUGGCUCCACUGGAGUGAGAUCCUGGACAACUGCGCCUCCAGAUACUGCGGCUGCAUACUUAAUGGGGAGAGUUCACCCAUCAUGUUUAGUGGCGGAGAAAUCCAGCUGUGCCAUUUUGUGUCAUUUGCGCCGCUGCCUGUUUUUGCAAUAGCUCUGAUUUUGAGCUGUUACUACGGCUAUCAGGCCUGCAUGUACAAGAAAGUAUCCAGAAGGACUUCUAAAAGAAGGAGCGGCAGGAGUGUGGCAGUGGCGAGGUCGGCGGCGGAGGACCCGCAGGCCGGAGGCGGCCAGAUGGCGCUCUCGUGGUGGCUGGUGCUGCUGGUGACGUCAGUCCUGUGCGCCGUGCUGCUGCUGGCCGCUGCCGCCGCCCUCACGGCGGGCUACCGCGCCUCGUGCUCGCAGUACCGAGAGACGGCGGUGCGCGAGCUGGCCGCUGUGGGGGACGCCGCCGCCGCCGUCUACGACCGCCUCAGCUGCGGCGCCAUCUUCGACAUCAUGGACUUCGUGGAGCCCCACACGCGGCCCUUCCUCGCCAAGGUCGGACAGGAGGACUACUACCCGCUGUCGGAGCAGAGGGACCGCUACCGCGGGGACCCCGUAGACACCGGCGGCGCGCUCGUCACCGCCAUCGUCAGCUCGUGGCUCAACUCUGUGGUCUGGCUGGUGCUGGUCGCGGCCGACGUGAAGCUCUACGGACGCUGCAAGUGCUGCUAGGCUCCGGCCACUUACUGACCGAUCAUCGACUGAGCGCUCGAGGGCUAUUUUUUAUAAUGCACUAUUCCAAUAUCGGCAUUUUGCCAUUUUGAAGUGGUCACGUUUGAUAGCAACUGACACUGUCGAAGGACCACACAGUGACAUGCGCAGUAGUUCGGUGUUAUCUAUAAUAAAAGAUGCCAGAAACAGUAACGGUGUUUGUAGCCGACGUCAAAUUUAUAUUGUAUGUAGUGUCGCUCUCGCUAAUCGAAAGUUGUGAUUCCAGUUUUCAAAACCCUGACAACAUCCAAACACACCAUCUCGGAUGCGAUUUACAACCGUAUCUCACUCCCAAAUCUCUAUUACGACGGUCCCAUUCUUCCUCCACAUACUCUUUCCUUGCUCCAAGAAUCCCACGACUUCCCUCCACGCAAAAAUCAAAAGAGUAUAUCAUCUGCUGUCUUUCCCUCCCUCCUCCUGCUCAUUGCGUCAGAAAUAGUCCACCAAUCAGCAUUACUCUUACAAAUGGGGGAAUGGCUAAGCGGACCAAUCCACAAAUAUAUAGCACCUGUGUUAGGCAUUUACUGUCCACUUGUGAGAACUCUGAAACACCGCACCAGGUCCAUCAAAAAAAUGCGUAUGCGAGAGAUCCCUCAAACAACACAGCAGGUUUUGCUUUUAAGGUGAAAACGCAGGCCGUUAUCCCUUUUCUCUGGCAAAGACUGCUUUGGUCCGUGGGCGGUCGACCGGCCGGCGCAGCUGCGAGCUAACUCACCCUCCUACGGACUUUCCAGCGGGCUGGCUGCCUCCGCUGAACAAACACUCCUGUGGCCAUCGUGUCUUGAAUUUUUGUGUACGCCAGCCUCGACUUUUUAAUCUCCGUGUACACUUGCGAUUUAUUUAUUAUUGCAUACCGAUUAAAUGGAUAUAUGUAAAAUUGACACUACUCUGUCGAGUUUGGGCUUGAAUGAAACAUCUUGAUAUGCACAAUACAGUGGUGAGGUCGGAAUAUGUAAGAAAUGAAGGUCAGGAGACCACGCCACCUUACUCCCCGAACGUAACUCCUGCAAUAUGCUGAUGGCACUGCCUACCUAACCACUCAUCAUACCCUCCAAUGGCCCUGAAUCUCCUAGUUGACUGAUGUAAUACGUGGAAACUUCAACUAAACCGGCAGAAAAGCCAGGCCAUCAUCUCGGGUCAUACCACUCGACGUUUCCAUCUUCCAGAUUUCCAUCGUUCCAUCUACAACCAACUCAUCCCUUUGACUAACACAGAAAAGUAUGUAAGGACUAACUCUUGACAGAAAACUAAUAUGCAAACCACAUCUCCUUACCAUCCAACAUAAAGCCCAAAAUCGACUAAAACUACUAUCAGGCUGCAUUUGGGGCCCACAUCCUUCUACCACUAUCAUCAUCUAUAAAUACCUCAUCCACACCAUCCUAACCUACGCUAAUGUUGCCUGGAUCUCCACCUCGCAUAAUUUCUGUAAGUCCCUUGAAAUCGUGGAAAGACACACAAUCUGCCUCGCCUUCCACAUCCACCUACCUUCCCAAACUCGCAUCCUGUACCAACUCAUCCAUUUCCCCACACCUUCUUCUCUUCCUAGAGAACCUUCGGAUUCCAUAUAUUAAUCACAAAACCGAGUCUCAGCAUCCAAUUUCCCAUCCACUAAACACCAAUCCAGGUACCCAGCUGCGCCACUAUAUCCAUAUUCCACCUUCUAUGCACCUCCAUGCCUUAUCCAUCCCCUCCUGCUGGAAUUUGAACCAACUCCCACUCCAGAACUAUGAAAUCCGUCCCAAGAUAUACCCCAAUCACAACGCCCCACCUCAGACCAUCCUCCAACUUUCUCUUUUCCCCUUCAUCCACCUUGCUCGCUCCUAGUUCUACAGAGCCCCAUAGUCAUACUCAUCAUCACACCUUCAUCAUGCAACUUGUUCACGUGACACCUAGCCAUCAUUCACGUUCAAGAGUGACUGUGUUUUAACUGUAAAAUAAAAUGUCAAACGAGUUUUAAAAACCAUCAGUACUUUCGUCUAUGUGUAUUUUACAAAUCAUUGUUUAGUGUCACUUGUUUUUACAGAAAAAUUGCCACUGUCGUCCACCUAUGUAUUUUUUACAAAAUCAUUUGUUAUUGUCACCUUUUAUAUGCUUUAACAAUUUUUAAAUAAAAUUUUUAUAACUUUUGGCUGAAGAGCGGUUUUUUCCGCUGCCAGCCCGCCCAACACUAAAGAAACAAAAAUCACUAGCUCUCAGUGUAGAAUCUAUACAGGUAUACGUUGAGCCAAUGGGUGUGGACCGUGUGAGAAUGAUGUAUACAGUGUGUUAGUACAUUUCCGUUACAGACUUAUAGGAUUUGUAGAUGGGAGUGAGUGGAUAAUAUUUUGAAUAGGAACCCAUGUCCGGAAACGUACCGUUUCCGUGCUACACCCAUUUGAAAACAUGUUGGUAAAGCGGCCACUUUUACAAUUAAUUGGUUAGGUGUGACCCAGCGCAUCACUUGUUUUACAGUUCCACUCAUUAAUAGCCAGAGAAAUUUCUCUUGUACUUGUUGACGGGUUCUUUUCAACGUGAUACAGUAGGGCCUCUUCCAAUUCGGAUAUGCGGCGUCUCCUUGGAGCACAAGAGUUACGUCUGCUGACGGAGAAGGUACCCUUUCUCGACACCGUCACGUAAUUGUGGCGGAAAGGGUAAGCAAUGAAGUCGGACGUUGUGGAGAAGGCGAAGCAGCUCCUCCGAUACCGUGACCUUAGCCGAUCAGAAGGGUCAUGUCAGUGAAUUCUCCAAACAUGUGUUCAACCAUGUUGCUGUAACGCUCACAGACACGUGAAUAAGGCUCGUACCAGGUCAGAGAGGUACGACUGACGUCAAAAGACAUUAGACGAUCCCAUGUAACCAUCCCUCACCAUGAUUACCCUGUUACAUAGCCAUCAAGCAAACAUGUUUUCAAACGCCUGUAGCACGGAACCGGUACGUCCCCGGAGACGAGUUUCUGUUCAAAAUACUAUGUACUUACUCCCCUCUACAAGUCCUAGAAGCUUGUUACUGUAAUUUCCGAACACCCUUCAUGUAUUACUGAUAUUUUGAAAUUUUUGACAUGUGCUUAAGCAUAUAUUUUACUUAACAGUUCACUUGACGAUGAGUAAAUGAGAAACCACAAUAAUGUAUUUCAAAAAUAAAUAAUUUCUACAUUA
This is a messenger RNA of Schistocerca nitens (vagrant locust), 4206 nucleotides long. RefSeq lists its product as uncharacterized. The transcript has 3 exons. NCBI's taxonomy places the organism in Eukaryota, Metazoa, Arthropoda, Insecta, Orthoptera, Acrididae. The record is from RefSeq and is a predicted model, not a curated record. The coding region runs from base 236 to 1033 and encodes 265 amino acids.